Balearica regulorum gibbericeps (East African grey crowned-crane) is the source of this 540-nucleotide messenger RNA. Lineage: Eukaryota; Metazoa; Chordata; Aves; Gruiformes; Gruidae. The record is from RefSeq and is a predicted model, not a curated record.
AGACGGGUGUAUAGAACAACAACACAUGUACCAUGGGAAUUAGGACAGAUCAUGGAUUCAGAAACAUUCGAAAAAUCUCGUCUCUAUCAGCUGGACAAAAGUACUUUCAGCUUUUGGUCAGGCCUGUACUCAGAGGUUGAGGGCACUAUGAUUCUUCUCUGUGGAGGAAUUCCUUUUCUCUGGAAUGUGUCUGGUCAGAUCUCUGGUCGUGCUGGGUUUGGACCAGAAUAUGAGAUUGUUCAGUCAUUGGUAUUUCUGCUGCUUGCAACACUCUUCAGUGCAGUGACUGGUCUCCCAUGGAGUUUAUAUAACACAUUCGUCAUAGAAGAGAAACAUGGCUUCAAUCAACAGACGCUGGGAUUUUUUUUUAAGGAUGCUAUCAAGAAGUUUAUCGUGACUCAAUGUAUUCUGUUGCCAGUGACGUCCCUUCUGCUUUACAUUAUUAAAAUAGGGGGAGACUACUUCUUCAUCUAUGCCUGGCUCUUCACAUUAGUUGUUUCCUUGGUGAGUAUGAGAAUAUGGGUUUCUUCCAAAUGCUAG